Messenger RNA from Symbiodinium natans, 1770 nucleotides. The record is from the annotation of a GenBank genome assembly. Lineage: Eukaryota; Dinophyceae; Suessiales; Symbiodiniaceae.
AUGCCAGGCACUGGCGGAGCAGUUGGAGAUCACUUCUGCUGUUCUCAGCGUCGACCAUCACCACCAAGGGAGCACCACUUAGCCUCGGUGCUGACAUCCAAGGUGCAUCGGUACUGCGACGCCUUGCAGGCGAGGCGAGCCCACCUUGCUGCUGUGGAUUGCUUCUUCCGUGAGCUCAUCGCGUGCCAGUGGCGUCUAGAGGCGAUCGAGACUCAGCAACGAGCGCUGCAAGCCGAGGCACUGGAGGUGCCUGCAACAUCCACUGGGGCAAAAUGCUGCGAGGAAAGCUUGGAGACGGGAGAUCCAGCGAAAGGAAGUGAGGUUGCGAGACUCAGACGUCAGAUGGCUGUGGAGUCGUGCCUCACGGAGCUGAUGGCCCAACGAGAUGCUGCUGUUUCAGCUCUUGAAGAAAGGGCCACCCACUACGCGCUGGCGGCCACGGGUGAGGUAACCCGCCGCUUUGCUGCGGGCGAAGCCGAGAGGAGGAGCGCCUUGCAGAGCUACCGCCACCUGGCAAACGAGGUUUGCUCAGAAGCCUGUGCGGAGAUGCAGGGACUUCUGGAAGCACCGCUUGAGCAGGCCUGGCUGGCAAGCUUGGCUAAGUCACUGGAGCGGCGGCUGCGCUUCUGGACCUCGGAGCUGGAAGAAACUUGGGCGGCCUGGCACGAUGCCACUGCGCGUAUGCACAAUGCCGGGCAGGAUGCCAUGGGUGCCUGGAGGGAGAUCGCUGAAGUGCUCGAGUGCGCGUGUCAACACUUCGAGAGGGACGGGGAGCUGAUGAAGAAACCCGAGCUCCAAACCGCUCUUGUGACCUUUGCGGCAAGGAGCUUGGAGGUGGAACUUGUCAACUCGCUUGGUCUCAGUGGCCUGCAUGGGGAGGUUUACAUGUCGAAUGCAAACCGCGAUCAGUUCUGUGUGGAGAGCCGCCUGAACAUGCUUACCGCAGUCCUCGACCUGCUUUCGCAUCUGGGAGCUCUGCAUCGCGUUGGUGAGGAAAUCUUGUCGUCAAGCUCUGCUCCUGCGCCGCAGCAGGAAAGUGCAGCGGUGAUGCCGACACCUACCAGUCGCGCAGCUGCUCGUAUGGCCAGCAAAUUGGAGGCCCUCCAGUUGGCACGGCCGAGUCUAAAGGCGGAAGGCGCUUUGCCGACGUCCUUCGAAGAGUGUUCGGAAAGUCCGCCCUUCCUGGGCAGCGCUCUGAGCGCACUCAGUGGCAUCGGCCACUUGGAGUCCUUACCCUCAGCAGCUGCGGCCGUGCGCUGGGCCACGGCUGCGCAGGUGACUCCGUGUACGGCCUUGCGAGCAGUGGCGUCUGCGGAAGAUUUGCAAGCACUAGGUCAUGGGAGCCGAAGCGCCGCAGUGUUAUUGCCGUGGCUGAUCGAAAGCAUUGUCGAGGCUGUAUGCACUGCGACAAUGGCACCCGAGCCCGAGAGAUCUUUGUUUACAAUUUGGCCAGCGCCUCUCGGGCAGAAGAUGACUGCGGCAGCAUUAGUUCAAAGCUGCAGUGUGCUUGGCAACGAAGACUUCGCAGACGCAGUCAGAAGCGCGGCUGAGCGCCGGCUGCAUCGACUGCAGAAUCCUGCCGGAGAUGUGGAGGAGGCCGAAGAGACGCUGGGAGGUGCCAAGACCCGCUCUUUGCAGCAGGUGACCCGCGGGCUCUCCUCCAGCUGUGCACGCCUUCUGGACCUAGAUGCUUUGUCGGAGGAGGAGAGCGAGGACGGCCAGGACCUCCAGCACAGCCGAGAGCAAAGCCAGGCAUCGGCGGUUCGGUAA